AUGUCUCCACCGCUCCUCGCUCUCCCGCUCGAUCUCCUCCGCAUGAUUAUGGAUUUUCUCCCCAUUGAUCAGACUCUUUUCGCCCUCUCGUGCACCUGCUGUGCCCUCCACACCCUGCUCGCCCCCGUCCUCGCCCCGAGAGUCAACACCGUCCUCCGCUGGGCGGCGGAGAACAACCAGGCCACCCUGUUCGAGUGGGCCAUAGCUCAGGGCGCGGCCAUACCGUCCGGUCGCGAUGGUGCCGCCAUGCUCUAUAAAGCAAUCGACCGAGGAGGAUAUGCGGGCAUUAUGCGUGUGCUCCUGGAGCGCGGGGCCGCACACAUACCGUCCGGCCGCGAUGGAGAGCUCUUACUCGGCAAAGCGGUCGACCGAGGAUACGUUGGCGUUGUGCGUGUGCUCCUGGGUCACGGGGCCGACCCAAACAAGGGAUUCUGGGGUGCCCCACCACUGGCGAACGCGGCGUGUGGGGGCGAUGUGGCCAUCGUCAGGAUGCUCCUGGAGGCUGGAGCAGACGUUAGUGCGCUGCAGAGGUAUUCGGCGGAUCUGGCACGGAGGAGAAAGUACUGGGCAAUGGCGUCGCUGUUGGAUGCACUUGAGCAUGGGCAUUACAAGUAUUUGCCGCGAUCGAAGAUGUAUAGCAAGCGUGGAUAG
This is a messenger RNA of Morchella sextelata, 651 nucleotides long. RefSeq lists its product as uncharacterized. The coding region runs from base 1 to 651 and encodes 216 amino acids. Lineage: Eukaryota; Fungi; Ascomycota; Pezizomycetes; Pezizales; Morchellaceae. The transcript has a single exon. Gene Ontology annotation, cellular component: nucleus; cytoplasm. The record is from RefSeq and is a predicted model, not a curated record. Gene Ontology annotation, molecular function: protein binding.